AUGCAAAAUGUCAACACAGAGGACUUCCCGUCAAUCUGGGAAAAUCUGGAUCAAAGGGAAGUCCUCCAUUUGGGACCCCCAUCAGCCAACAUUAAGACCGCCUCCAAAGCAACAACAAGUCGCACUUUGGACGCCGAAAAAAAACCUUCAACGGUGCCUCAGCCUCUGAAGACGAACCCAGUGAACGAGAAAGCCCAAGCUCCGAAGCAAAACGGCAACAAGCCCUCUACAAAAUGGCUCAAAGGCAGAAAAGAAAAACUCCAAAAAAUUCUUGCAGGACUCAAACUACAAAAAAAACAGGCAAAAGACGUCGUGAAAGAUACACAAGUUAAACUGGAAAAUGCCCGAAAAAAUGUCCGGGACGGCAUUCACAGAUCUGCAGCCACUGGAAGAAAUGACAGACCAGGCAACAACUAUUAUUACUACUACGGAGGUUCAUCAUCAAACUACCAGGGUAGCCCAGACCACCAGGGUUGUCCAGAGCAAGAGGCUAUUCCAGAGCAACAGGCUAUUCCCAGUGUACAAGACGAGGAUAGUCUCGGCAUACCAGAUGUAGAAACUCUCGGCAUACCGGAUGUAGAAACUGAGGAAUCUUCAAACGCAUUGUCUCUUUCCUGA
Puccinia triticina is the source of this 618-nucleotide messenger RNA. RefSeq lists its product as uncharacterized. NCBI's taxonomy places the organism in Eukaryota, Fungi, Basidiomycota, Pucciniomycetes, Pucciniales, Pucciniaceae. The record is from RefSeq and is a predicted model, not a curated record. The transcript is spliced from 4 exons. Bases 1 to 618 code for a protein of 205 amino acids.